Messenger RNA from Zophobas morio, 5415 nucleotides. RefSeq names its product la-related protein 1-like. The record is from RefSeq and is a predicted model, not a curated record. Gene Ontology annotation, molecular function: RNA cap binding. Gene Ontology annotation, biological process: positive regulation of translation; mRNA stabilization. Bases 1387 to 4080 code for a protein of 897 amino acids. Gene Ontology annotation, cellular component: cytoplasmic stress granule; cytosol. The transcript has 13 exons. NCBI's taxonomy places the organism in Eukaryota, Metazoa, Arthropoda, Insecta, Coleoptera, Tenebrionidae.
CUGCCUUCCACUUAUCCGAUUCCAGCAUUUUAGAUUUUAAUUGGACUUUUACACCAAAAGGGCGCUUUUGAUAAGUUUUGUUGUCACGCAAAUUGGCCACUCUGUGCUAAACACGCUGUACGGAAUCGUCGUUGUUGCAUCACCUAACGCAUUUUUUUUUUUAAUUUUUGUUUUUUUUUCCUGUGUUAUUUUAUUUUUUGCGUAUUUUAAGUUUGGUUCAUGUUCACGAGCUUGACGAUAAAUCAUUCAAUUACACUGCAAAAAGUGCGGCGAAACCGGAAGUGGAAAUUCCGUUCGCCCAUUCAACAAAGUUUUUGUGUAAUGGGAAAAAUUACAAAUAAUCGUAUUGAGCGUUCAACUUGUCCAUUGUCGCUUGUCAAAUGUCAGAUGUCAGAAAUUGGGUCACGUAACGAAGUAUCAAACGAGAUUACGACAGACACAAAAUAAUAAUUUCACUUUUAUUCUGAUGCAAGUUUCGAAAUACCAUACUCGAUUUUUUCCUAAAGUUCGUUCGGUUUUUUUUUUAAAUUCCACCUGUUAAAUAAUUCCUGAACAGGUUUUGAACCACAAUUCAAAAUCAGACAAUAUCGCGACGUUUUUUCUACGGCACCACGCGUUUUGAAAAUGUGGUCGUAAUUGGACGUUUUUACGACGUCUCGUUGUAAAUUUUAUACGCGCCGAUAAGUGGCUAAUUAGGUGGUGUUUAUGAAAAUGGUAAAAUAUUGGUCAAUUAAACGAAGAAGUGAGGAAGAGGAUGCGAGAUGUAAGCGCAGCCACCAAAGCGUGACGUUCAGGUCGGCGCUUCCCGCGUCAAAAUCCAAUAUUGAUAAAAAAUCGCCAUUAUAUAAUUAAAGAGUGAAAUUGAAAUCAAGAAGGCGUAUUUUUAUUGGCACAAAUUCAAGAGAUUUGGGUCGCAAGUUGCUAGAUUUGAACCGGAAGUCUUUUUAAAUGACAUUAUUAACAGUAGACAGGCGUUGUUACCCGGUACAAGAUCAAGUUAACCUUGACUGUAAAAGGUAUUCACGUAAUUGAGAAAAUUAACUGUUUUCGUUUUAAUUGGUCGAGUGAAAAAACGCAAGCUUAUUCAAAUUUUUGUUAGCAGCGCCAUCUGUUAUUAUCAUUAUUGUCAUUUUUCACAUAUUUAAUAGGCAAUCGUAAAGUUUCAUGUAACACGAUUAUUAUUUUUUUCUACACAUUGAUAAAUUUUAAUGGGUUGGUCAUGUGGACUGCAUACGUCAAAUUUUGUGAAUUUCUGCAAUACCAGUAUUGUAGGUAGAAGAUAAAAACGGCCACGUGAAAACGUUGCUAUUGUUUUUAGUUAAGGUGUUGUAUUGUUCGUAAGUUGUAACGUUUUGAUUCCUCACAUUUUUUAUACAAAUAUUUUAAAUGAAUACCUAUCGAAAGUUGGCCAGCAACUUCACGGAUAUUUGCGACUGGCCAACGCUGAGUGAUAACGUCCCUCCAGAGUCGAAAAAAGCGUCAAACAAUCCCACACCAGGCCAAUCGUCGGCGCCGCCACCACCCAAAGAGAAGGUGCAACCGCAGCAGCAGCAGCAGCAACAGCACGAGGAUCACGAGGAUAAAAAAAAAUCGUCGAAACACAAGUGGGUACCGUUAGAGAUCGAUUUAAGUAAGGCUCAUAAAAAAGAUCAGUCGCCGAGAAGACGACCCGAUCGCGAUGCACAAUCGACUGUUAGUGACGGUGAUAGAGACUGGAGGGCCGAACUGCGGGACGGCCCUCAAGUCAAUGGGAGAUUUCCCAGACCGGCUUCCGUAGCCGCUAGAGGUAGAGGACGUAAUAGGGGAGGCAGACGUACCACUUUUAAUAGACCAACCAAUAGAAUGCCGAGCGAUCCAGAUUAUAUAGAUUUUCCCGCGGAAUAUGCCCAGUUUGCCACGCAAAACUAUGUUGUACCAUACAUGGGCACUUUUUACUUCAAUAGCAACAAUUACGGCAAUUUAGAUAAACCAACGCUGAAGGAAUACAUCCGGCACCAAAUAGAGUACUACUUCAGCGAGGAGAACCUUUCUAGAGACUUUUUCUUGAGGCGGAAAAUGGACCCUCAAGGCUACCUCCCUAUUACUUUGAUCGCGUCUUUUCACCGCGUUCAAUCUUUGACUGAUAACUUACACUUGAUUAUUGACGCCGUUAGUAGUUCGGAUAAAAUAGAGUUCGCUUCGGGAUUUAAGGUUCGUCCAAAACACGAACCUACUAAAUGGCCUCUUUUAGACGGUAAUAAUGAUAUUAAAAAAGUCGCAUCUCAAUUAGUUCCUCCUCCGCCUUUGCCGCGGACUUUACGAAUAGAAAAUUUGAAUCCGGAAGUGCCUGAGUUUGUCCCCGAACACAACAAUAAUAAGACUAAUGUCAACAUGAACAGUACCGACGACAACGACAACAAUAAGGAAAAUAAUAAAGAAAACAACAUUGGAAAUAAUAGAGAACGUGCUAGUGAAAAUCAUAACGCGAACAAUAUCGAUAGUAAGGAAAACAACGGUUCCACAACUGACGAAGACAGUUGGCGAGAAGUUAAGCGAAAGAAUAAGGAAAACAAAGGCAAGAAGGAAACCAAAAUGAAACCCUACGAGAGAGAAGAACUGGAAUUUUAUUUCGACGAAGAAAUCGAUGAAUGCUUACUGAGCGGACGACAAAAUACUUUUUCGAACGAGGGUACCGAAGAGGAUUCAGACGAACUGAGUGAUAACGAUAUCAACAAAUUGUUAAUCGUAACGCAAACGACUUCUCGCGUCCCCAAGCACGACGGCUACGAUCGGACCGGUGAUAGAACAACUCGGGUAAAAAUAACGCAGGAACUCGAACAAGCCAUAAACGAUGGACUUUACUACUACGAAGAAGACUUAUGGCAUAGCGAUCGCUCUUCGGUAGGCAGUUAUAAGACAGUCAAUGUGAUCACACAGGAGGCGUUCAAGAAAAUGGCGCCCCCUGCACCCAAGAAACAAAAUCCUGAAGUACCUCCUCCACCUCCCCCAGUAGUCGAGGUUAGCAAACCGUCGGGAAGCAAGAAGUCAUCGGGACAUAGAAAUGUGCCAAGGUUCUACGCCGUUACGAAAGACGAAGUUCCUGAUCCUCACACUCCUAGAAAACGGAAAACUAGGCAUUCGAGUAACCCACCAGUGGAACAACAUGUUGGUUGGAUCAUGGAUGUUCGAGAACACCGUGUUCGUACUAAUUCAGCCAGUAGCAGCUUUGGAACUAGCCCCAGCGAGAGUCACUUAGGAACCAGUUACGGCAGCGUACCACAAGCCUUACCAGUGUUCCAGCAUCCAUCACACGCCUUGCUACAACAAAAUAACUUCACGCAACAAGCCUACCACAAAUUCCGGCACAAGUGCUUUAAAGAACGUAAACGAUACGGCGUUGGACAAAGCAAUGAGAUGAACACCCUUUUCCGAUUCUGGUCAUUUUUCUUACGCGAAAAUUACAAUCGAGCGAUGUACGUUGAAUUUAAGACGAUGGCAUUAGAAGAUGCAAGCGAAGGAUACCGUUACGGAUUAGAAUGUCUAUUUCGAUUUUAUUCCUAUGGUCUCGAAGUCAGGUUUCGACCGCACCUGUACCAAGACUUUCAGGAAGAAACUCUCAGAGACUACGAAAACGGACAAUUGUAUGGUUUAGAAAAAUUUUGGGCUUUUAUGAAAUAUUACAAGUUUAGCAAGAGCUUGUACGUGAAUACUAAAUUAAAACAGUAUUUAUCGAAGUUUAAAAGCAUCGAGGAUUUUAGAGUAGUCGAGCCAUUGGAAAGUCAAAAUGGACGUGCUCAGUAUCGACAAAAUAAAAAUCGCAAUCGUAGUCUUUCAGAAACUCAAUACGCUGAACCAGGAACAUCACGUGACGAUAGCUCUGUAGGCCGGCGCUCUUCAGGAAGUAACGUUGCUCAUAGGAAUGAUUUUGCUCACGCUCAGCCUGGAACGAGUGCUCCGGCUGGAAUAGGUUUUAAGUGUGCUGGAAGGGCUCGUACUCAGUCUUUUGGAUCUGGCCGUACUAAAAGUAAUCGAAAUAGUACCGAAUCUUGGCGACAGAAAGAAUCAGACGGCAAACUUGAAAAUUCCACUAAUGCUGCUUAAGUUCCAACAAGUGUUCUAGUUAAGUGAUCAAGUUAAAUUUUGAUAAUCUUACUUGGUCUUUUUUUGUAAAAUUUUAAGUGUAGUCUAUAAUGUUUUAAAUUAUAGUUAUAAUUUAAAGUUAAUUAUUAUAAACUAUCAGCACUGAUGUUUGUAUAAAUAAAAUUGAAAUAACUAAUGUAUAAAAGUGUAAGUAGGUUUGCGAGUGUUGUUAAGUGCCAUUGCCUUAAAAUAACUGAUAGUUUCAUAUUUUUCUAGUAAUUACAAAAUGAAUAGCUAUGCAACGCAAUAUUUUAUAAAUGUCAGUGGAGACCGUAUCGGUUAAAUUAAUAUCGCGUAUGAUUUAGUCAUUCAAUUUUUGUGCGAGUUUGGUGGAUUUAUAACUACUUAUAUAUCGUGACGAUUGGUAUAUCGUGUAAAUAAUGAUUAAAAUUUAUGGGCUCACUUCACAAUACUUCCAUACAUAACAUAUAAAAAAAUAGGCUGUUUCUUUUUCGCUUUAGUGUGUACCAAUAUAUUAUGCAUUAUAUAGCUGGGCUACACAUAUAACUGCUUAGGUGAGAUUUCUUAAGGUUAUUCAUUUAAUAAUUGCGCAUCAGCAAUGUACAUUUUAGUUGAGCUAAGAAUGUUUGCACUUUUCAUUGAAAAUGGCAAUCAUACAAUGGUAAAUUUUACUUAUUUACUUAAGGUAUGCAUUUCCUCAAAAAAAUAUAGUUUGUAAUAUCGUGUAAUGCCCAUGUAUUUUCUUUUGUUACGUUAUUGUUUUAUUUUUAUUUUUCUUAUUUAACGUUCGCCCCUAAUCAAAUGUAGCUUGAGAAUAUUUAUAAGUUAUAGUAAACUUUGAUAAAAAGUAAGAUUAGGGGAAGACUCGGAGAAGGUGUUGUUACUUGAAACUCUCAUUUGUUUUUGUUAAUAUGACUAAAUCCGAUUUGUUUUAUAUUGUUAACACUUUUUAGGUGUCAUUUACUCUUAUAUAUUUUUUAUAAUUUAAUUCCUACUGGUAUGUUUAUAAACUGUAAAUUAUAGGACAACGCAAGGAGUUUUUUUACUGUGUUUUGUAACGUGUGUUUAGAGAAUUAAUCAUCCUUUAUAAUAUAGUUUUAUAAAAAAAUGUUCUUUUGUCUAAUUGGAAACCAACGUCGUGAAUAUUGCAUUUGGUUGUUAGAUUAGAUGAAAAAACACAAAUCUUGUGAUAAUUAAUGUUUUUAAUUUUGCUCAACUCCUUGCAUUUAUUGUAUCGAUUUAAGUUAGUUUGUAAAGCGUGUUGUGGAAGUGUGGUCAAAGAUUUGUCUUCCUGUAACACUAAAAAAACUCUAAAAAAAAAACUACAAAACUGAA